Messenger RNA from Dalotia coriaria, 1719 nucleotides. Its product is annotated as probable cytochrome P450 6a21. The transcript is spliced from 2 exons. Gene Ontology annotation, molecular function: oxidoreductase activity, acting on paired donors, with incorporation or reduction of molecular oxygen; heme binding; monooxygenase activity. Lineage: Eukaryota; Metazoa; Arthropoda; Insecta; Coleoptera; Staphylinidae. Bases 352 to 1665 code for a protein of 437 amino acids. The record is from RefSeq and is a predicted model, not a curated record.
AAUAAAAUGUAUACCUACUGCUUCCGCCACUACACGCUCAAACCAGUUCGUAAUCCCGGUACCACCAUUCUGUCUAAAACAAAUAAUUAUCGCUUCAAUUUGGUAGUCUUGCUCACAAAGUCGUAGAACACUCACACAUUAUAUUUCAUGUUGGCCACUUGUUAAUGGCAACAUAUUAUCGACCAUUAUGUAAUUAUCAAAAUAAAUCACAACAAAACUUAAACUUCGCUUGAACUAACGGAGUGCGGUGUAUUUAAAACUCGUUUCACCAUCGCAAUGUGAAUGUGUAUCGAAUAAUGCCGUUUGAUCGAAAUUGACACGAAUCAGUUUUGCGCAAACCGCAACGCGAGUAUGAUCAUAAUAUUGAGCGUGAUUAUCGUGCUGUUAUUAAUUUACCAGUAUGUGUGGCCGAAGAAAAAGUAUUGGGAGGGCCGUGGCAUGCCCACGUACAAGAUCAAAAUGUUCUUGUCGAUGACGAAUGUAGUUCACGAGAUGGGCGACGUUUACAAGAAAAUGAAAGUUGAAGGCCAACGCGUUGCCGGUUUAUAUCUAACGUGGGAAAAUAUUUUGUUAUUUACGGAUUUACGCUCACUGGAAAACUGUGCAAUUGUGCAAAAUAAACGGUACGAAGACAAGAGAAAUGCGCAACAAUUAUUUGAUGUAAUUUUGAAUUCGGCAACGAAUCUGAUCGUAGCGUUGCAGGAGUCAUCUAAAAGUGACAAACAGAUUGAUUUUUGUGAUGUUUCAACGCGCUAUUCAACUGAAAUGAUGAUAUCUUUAGCGUUUGGAAAUGAAUUUCUUAAAGUGACUAAACUGUGUUCAAAAAUACGUGAGAUGAGUUUGCGUGCCGGUGCAUUUUCGUUAAAAACAGUGGUGAAGCAAUUUGUGAUUGAUUGGUUUCCGCAAUUUGCAAAACGGUUUAGAAUGAGCGCUUACGACUCGACUGCUCAUAAAUUCUAUAUGAAAACUGUUCAAGAGGCGAUAGAAUAUCGCAAACAGAGUACAACGUUGCGUCACGAUUUCCUACAAAGUUUACUGGACGCAGAAAAUGAUGACGGCGAAAAAACGCAAAUGACGAUUGAGGAAAUUGCCGAGCAAGUUAUGUCAUUCUUUGUAAGUGGAGUGGAAACCUCAGCGGUCACUAUUAGUUACAGUCUGAUAGAAAUCAAACGCAAUUUAAAUGUGGAAAGUAAACUACGAGGUGAAGUGUGUACUAUAUUAGAAAAAUAUAACUACACGUUACAUUACAAUGCUUUAGAGGAAAUGAUUUACUUGGAUGCAGUGAUACGUGAAUCGUUGAGGAUGUACCCACCUAUUCCAAUAUUGCGAAAGAAAACUUCAGAAGCGUUCCUUGUUGAUAAUAUUGAAAUUGAAAAAGGAACUCCACUAGCUGUAUCAAUUCUUGCCAUUCAACGUGAUGCAGAAAAGUAUAUUGAACCGGAUGUGUUCAACCCAGAUAGGCUGGAAGGAAACAUCGAUCUGGACAUUGAAAGACAACAUUUAAUAUUACAAAGUAAAAUAGCUUUAGCAUUAAUUCUAUGGAAUUUUGACUAUGAAAUUGAUGACAAAACGAAAUAUCCUUUAAAAAUAGACGCGCCCAAUGGGAUAUUAAUACCAACUGAAAAAAUAUGGGUCAAGUUUUCUCCAUUAAUUACUUCAUUGUAAUAAAGAAUAGGAAACAAUGUGAUUAUUGCGCAAAGAGAUAAUUUUACAAAACUA